Paraphaeosphaeria sporulosa is the source of this 843-nucleotide messenger RNA. Its product is annotated as haloacid dehalogenase. The coding region runs from base 1 to 843 and encodes 280 amino acids. The record is from RefSeq and is a predicted model, not a curated record. Gene Ontology annotation, molecular function: hydrolase activity, acting on halide bonds, in C-halide compounds. NCBI's taxonomy places the organism in Eukaryota, Fungi, Ascomycota, Dothideomycetes, Pleosporales, Didymosphaeriaceae. The transcript has 2 exons.
AUGGCUCUAACUACUCCGCCGCGAGCUCUCUUCUUCGAUGUAUUUGGCACGUGCGUCGACUGGCGGUCCACUGUGACUCAGGCUUUGAAUGCGCAGUCACAUGCAGCGCUGAAUUCUGCAACGGCAUCGCUCGCUUCGAGGGUACGACUGAAGGCUUCUGACAUGACGCUUGCGCAUUGGGGCGAUUUUGCACAACAGUGGCGGAACAGCUACAAGACAUUUACGCGCAAACUGGCAGCGGACCCAGCUGUGCCGUGGAAGUCGGUCGAUGAGCAUCAUUUUGAGUCGCUAAAAGAACUUCUGACACAAUGGGAACUGGACGGCUUGUGGAGUGAUGAAGAGGUACGCGCUCUGAGCCUCGUGUGGCAUCGGCUCGAUCCAUGGUCAGACUCGGCACAAGGUAUCACGCUGCUCAACCGGUUAUUCUGGACCGCUACACUCUCUAACGGAAAUGUGUCGCUGCUGUCGGACCUCAAAGUGCACUCGAAGAUCCCCUUCACACACCUGCUCAGCGCUGAGCUUUUCGGGACCUACAAGCCAUCUCCCGCCGUGUACAGGGGCGCUGCUGGGAAACUUGGUCUUCCUAUUAAGGAAUGCGUUAUGGUUGCAGCGCACUUGAAUGAUCUGCAAGCCGCGAAAUCCCAUGGUAUGCAGGUGGUCUAUGUUGAACGGCCAGGCGAGGAGGACUGGUCGGAUGAUGAAGUUGAUAAGGCGAGGGAUGCAGGAUGGGUUGACAUCUGGGUUAGCCUUGCUGAGGGCAACAGAGGUUUCGUGACGGUGGCAGAGAAGCUGGGUGUCGAACCUCCUGCAGGAUAUGCGAGGAAGUUGAGUUCUUCUGCCUAG